CAAGCAGCUGUUUUCGCAGUUUUUCCAGCGACGCCAAUACCACCACCUGCGUAAUGAGUAAUUGGUUUACAAUUGUUACAAAAUAACGCCAACUAGCGGUAAACCCAAAGCAAAAGUAGACGCAAAAAACAAGGCGAGAACAGAUGAAAAUCAGAGGCAGCCCAACAACAACAAUACGAAUUGAACUCCAACCAGGCAAGCGAGGGACAAGAAAUCUGAUCAGAAGAGGCAACAAAACGUAUUUGCAAAAAUGUCCAAAUCGGUGAAUAAUAUGAAUAUGGCCAUUGUGGAGCCAGCGGAGCGUAUGAAAUAUCUCUCGCAUUGUGGCACAGUCAUCGAGGUGGACAAAAAUAUGGCGGUGACGCGCUAUUAUCGCUCCGGCACCGAAAUGCUGCGCAUGGCGAACGUCUAUCUGAAUGAGGGAAACCAUGAGAACGCCUUCAUACUCUACAUGCGCUACAUGACGCUGUUCAUCGAGAAGAUUCGCCAGCAUCCCGACUACAAUAGCGUCAAGGCCGAGGUGAAGGCCAUCAACAAGACCAUCAAGGAGGAGAUUAUGCCCACCACAGAGAAGCUGCGCAACAAGCUCCUCACGCAGUAUCAACGCGAAUACGAACAGUUUCUGGCCAGCAAGGAGGCGGAACGUGUCCGGGAGCAACGGGAACGGGAGGCGAAACAACGGGCAGCGGCAGCAGGAGUUGUGCCAUCGUUGAUACCCGCCAAUCUGCAUGUGCAGAUGGAUGCGAAUAAUCAGCCGACGGCGCCAGAGUUGGGACUGCUCGAUCAGGUGGUGUAUCCCAAUGAUUUUCCCACUGGCACCAAUCGCAGUCACUUGCCCAGUUCGGGUUUGUUGCUGCCCGGCGUCGACACAGGCGCUGACAGAUCACCCAACACAUCGUCGAAGCCCGCCUUUGAUCGUGGACAGAAGCCGCAAUAUAAUCGCACCGACUCGCUGCUGGCGGGAUCGUUGCGCACAGUCAACGUACCUGCCGACACCAUGGAUGUGUUCCUACAGCUGGCACAUGCCAACACCUCCAAGAACAUUGAGACUUGCGGCGUCCUCGCCGGCCAUUUGGCCCGUAACGAGCUCUCCAUCACACACAUCAUCACGCCCCAGCAGCAAGGGACACCCGACAGCUGCAACACCAUGCAUGAGGAGCAGAUCUUCGAUGUGCAGGACCAGAUGCAGCUCAUCACGCUCGGCUGGAUUCAUACUCAUCCCACUCAGACCGCUUUCUUGUCCUCCGUUGACUUGCACACACAUUGCUCCUAUCAGAUGAUGAUGCCCGAAGCAAUUGCCAUCGUCUGUGCACCCAAGUACAAUGCCAAUGGUUUCUUCAUACUUACGCCGCACUAUGGACUAGAUUAUAUUGCACAGUGUCGGCAAACCGGGUUUCAUCCGCAUCCAAAUGAUCCGCCUCUAUUUAUGGAUGCAGCGCACAUCAAAAUGGAUUCGCAUGCCAAGAUCAAGGUGAUCGAUUUGCGCAGAUAGUAUGCUGAACUCUUAGUCUGAAACCUCAGCCAAAAAAAAAACAAUACUAAACUAAUCUAACUAAACGUAAACAGCAGGCACACAUCUUGAUAGAGUGAAUCCAACCACCAAACACAAAAUGGAUGCAAAAACAAAGCAGCGAAUUUAACCAACCAGAUAAUGCAAUAGCUAAGUCGCUUUUGAUGAAUCAAAAUUUAAAUAUUUUUAGUUUGCUUGAAAAUUGGCUUCAUUACUAUUCAAAAUUUCGUUUACAAGUCCCUUUUAAAAUUAGCUUAAGUUUAAUUUAUUUAUGAUGAACACUCACUUUCGGAAUUUCGAAUUCUGCAACUAAAAUAAUAAUUCUAGUUUGCGAGCGUGCGCUGCAUUGAGUUUUCUCGUUCAAAAUAGCACACGCAACCAUAACAGAUGUUAGAUAUAAAGUUUUCUAGAAAAAUCAAUCUUAAAAAGCAAAAAAAAAAAAACAAAAGCAAAAAGAUGAUCAGAGAUAUUAUUAUUAUUAGAGUGAACACAAAAAGUGAUUUUAGCAGAAAUUUUAGAUUUUUGCUCGCAAUAACAAUUUGCAUUUCUGUUAAGAGCUCGGCUAUACGAAAUUCUUCUAUGUGAUUUACAAUUGUGGCUUAAAUUUUUUUUAUCAUUUUUUAUUUUGUUUGUUAAAACUUAACACUCUUUGGUAUUCUUAUAUUUAUUAUUGUAUCUGUCAAGGAACUCAAUAUACAGCUAUAAUUACUCAGCUAAAGCUAAAGAAAACAAACUUUGAAUAUUAUACUAUUGCUAUCAAAAAAACUAAAAAAACAAAAAUCUAUGCGAUGAAAUGUUAUUUAAUGACAAGCCCAGGCAAAAAUAAAAACAUGUUAUGUAUGCUUACUAAAUUGCUAAAUUUAAUAAAAAUAAAGAGAA
This is a messenger RNA of Drosophila albomicans, 2389 nucleotides long. Its product is annotated as STAM-binding protein-like A. Gene Ontology annotation, cellular component: membrane; endosome. Bases 251 to 1492 code for a protein of 413 amino acids. Lineage: Eukaryota; Metazoa; Arthropoda; Insecta; Diptera; Drosophilidae. The transcript is spliced from 5 exons. Gene Ontology annotation, molecular function: protein binding; K63-linked deubiquitinase activity; metal-dependent deubiquitinase activity. The record is from RefSeq and is a predicted model, not a curated record. Gene Ontology annotation, biological process: protein K63-linked deubiquitination.